AUGAGCAGUAGUAGCUUGUGGCUUGUCGCCUUUUUGGUUGGUGGCGUUGCUAGUCAAUGUUUCGGCGGCGGCUGUGGUUUGGGUGGACUUCUUCUCCCUCCCCCACCCCCACCAUGUUUCAACAAUGGCGGUUGUGGCGGUCAAAUUUUCAUCGAUCAACCAUGCGGGGGAAUUCCUUGCGGCCCUCCACCAUGCAUUGGAUCGUCUUGCGGACCACCACCUCCAAUUAUCAUCGCCACAUCCAACAACAAUAAUAACUGUUGCCCACCCCCACCACCUUGCUUCACCCAAUCUUGCCCACCACCUCCACCUUGCUUCGGACCACCGUGCAUCGUUCAAUCGCCAUGUAUUGGAGCUUCGUGUGCCCCACCACCGCCACCAAUUGUGAUUGCCACAUCGAACAAUAAUAAUUGCUGCCCACCACCUCCACCGUGCUUCACACAAUCUUGCCCUCCACCACCACCUUGCUUCGGACCACCAUGUGGACAACAACCAGUAAGAACUCUUGAGAUGUUUUCAGAAAUAUAUUUUUGAUAUUUUCAGAUCUUCCUUCCACCCCCACCACCACCAUCAUUCUUGUUUGGCUCAAGCCCAUGUUGCUCAAAUAACAGUGAGCUCUAGAAAAUGUGGAAAUCAUUAAAUACUUGAUUUCAGAUUUCUCAUGCUGUGGAUCAUUUUUCCGCCGUCGACUUUUCGCUAAACGAAACGCUUCAACCGAAUCAACAACCGAAGAACCAUCGACAACACCAAAGAGCGAAUAA
Messenger RNA from Caenorhabditis angaria, 761 nucleotides. NCBI's taxonomy places the organism in Eukaryota, Metazoa, Nematoda, Chromadorea, Rhabditida, Rhabditidae. The record is from the annotation of a GenBank genome assembly.